GUGAGAUAAAUUCCAUUUGAGACGAAACUAAAUACCUUACUUCACCUUACCUUUCACACACCCCUUUAGAUAACCCUGUCCCAGCUGGCAUCCGUUAGUAUGGGUCUCUUUUUUUCUCUCAUGCCAGACCAAGCCCUGGGCGUCUCAGACACCUGUCCACUUUGCAUAAGUGACCAGUAUCAGAAUGAGGACAAGGGAGGCACCGAGUUAGUAUAUGUAGGAGAAGAUUACAGCCAUAUUCACUUCACAGCAUCCUAGCUGAAGAGAUCAAGGUUGAGCACUCUACUGAAAUCAAUCCUGUUGGGGGAAUUCACAACAACCACAUCCAGCAUCUAUCAGGAACCAUGGUUUGUCCAGGUGUGCUGAGCCAACUGCUCCUGCUCUCUCUCCUCUCCUCUGGGACUACUGGUGUGAAUGAAGUGGAUCUCAACGCACUCGAAAAAAUCAUUACGCAUAUUGAGAAUACGUACCAACUAACAAGUGGUCAGAAUGUCAUUCAGACUGCUGUUGCUGUCCGAUUCCCGGCAGAUCAAUGUGAGUCUGGUCAGCUGAACCCCGAAAAACACCUGCCAUCCCGUGAAGAUGUGAUCUCUAAAAUUCAAAACUCAUCGAAAGAUCGAGUGUUUGUGGGAGAAAACCUGGUUGCCGCUCGACCUGUUGGUAAAGGGGAUACAGCUCAUCAUUCCGAGUACAUUCUGUUGGGCAAGAUCAGGGAUGAUAUAAAAACGACUCCCAUGAACUACCUGACCUCAGAUCACCUUAAUGACUGUGUGGUAUUCUACACCUACAACUCCCCCUGUGUGAACCAAUGCCUAAAUCAAAACAAACAAAGAUAUAUCUUACCAUUUGUUGAACGUCUUUGGGAAACUCUCACUGGCCCAGUGGCCUUUGUGUUCAAUGAAAUCUAUCAGGGAACAGAAAAUGUGGAACAACUGCUGUCUCUGGCAAAUAAGGUGUUCUUGUACCGCUGCCAUAAUGAUAAUUGUGUUUAUUGUGGAAAAACAAGGGAAACUCUUCAAGCAAGUAAUUGUGUUGCAACGGGAGAGUAAAUCAAGAAAUCAGAAGGA
Alosa alosa (allis shad) is the source of this 1067-nucleotide messenger RNA. RefSeq lists its product as uncharacterized. Bases 345 to 1049 code for a protein of 234 amino acids. The record is from RefSeq and is a predicted model, not a curated record. The transcript is spliced from 3 exons. NCBI's taxonomy places the organism in Eukaryota, Metazoa, Chordata, Actinopteri, Clupeiformes, Clupeidae.